Molecule: messenger RNA, 3754 nt
Organism: Capra hircus (goat)
Lineage: Eukaryota; Metazoa; Chordata; Mammalia; Artiodactyla; Bovidae
Gene: CCNY
Product: cyclin Y
Exons: 10
Coding region: 195-1220 (341 amino acids)
Biological process (GO): regulation of canonical Wnt signaling pathway; regulation of cyclin-dependent protein serine/threonine kinase activity
Cellular component (GO): cytoplasmic cyclin-dependent protein kinase holoenzyme complex; plasma membrane
Molecular function (GO): cyclin-dependent protein serine/threonine kinase activator activity; protein kinase binding
Source: RefSeq, a predicted model, not a curated record
AGGAGGUUGCGCGGCGCCCGCCAUGGCGGCGGCGGGGUGAGCCGGGCCGGGCGGCCGCAGUCGCGCGGGCGCGGGCGCUCCUCCGCCGCGGACAGGCCGCCGGGCCGGGCGAGGGGAGCCGGGCCGCCCAUGGCGAGGCCGCGCCGCCGCCGCCGCUGCUGACCCGGGGCCGCGCCGGGGCCGGGGCGCCAGCCAUGGGGAACACCGCCUCGUGCUGCGUGUCGUCCAGCCCCAAGCUCCGCAGGAAUGCCCACUCGCGGCUGGAGUCCUGCCGGCCCGACGCCGACCUGAGCCGCGAGGACACGGGCUGCAACCUGCAGCACAUCAGCGACCGGGAGAACAUCGACGAUUUGAACAUGGAAUUCAAUCCCUCAGACCAUCCUCGGGCCAGCACGAUAUUCCUCAGUAAAUCUCAAACAGACGUGAGAGAAAAGCGCAAGAGUCUCUUCAUUAACCAUCAUCCUCCAGGACAAAUAGCGAGGAAAUACAGCUCCUGCUCGACUAUUUUCCUAGAUGAUAGCACAGUCAGUCAACCAAACCUCAAGUAUACAAUUAAAUGUGUAGCUCUCGCAAUAUAUUACCACAUCAAAAACAGGGACCCAGAUGGAAGGAUGCUCUUGGAUAUUUUCGAUGAAAACCUUCACCCUCUUUCGAAAUCCGAAGUGCCACCAGAUUAUGACAAACACAACCCAGAGCAGAAGCAGAUUUACCGGUUUGUUCGGACACUGUUCAGUGCUGCUCAGCUGACUGCAGAAUGUGCCAUCGUCACCCUGGUGUACCUCGAACGGCUUCUCACAUACGCAGAGAUUGACAUCUGUCCAGCCAACUGGAAGCGGAUUGUUCUGGGGGCCAUCCUGCUGGCCUCCAAGGUGUGGGACGACCAGGCGGUGUGGAACGUGGACUACUGCCAGAUCCUGAAGGACAUCACGGUGGAGGAUAUGAACGAGCUAGAGCGACAGUUCCUUGAAUUGCUCCAGUUCAACAUCAACGUUCCUUCCAGUGUUUAUGCCAAGUAUUAUUUUGAUCUUCGUUCUCUGGCGGAAGCCAACAACCUGAGCUUCCCCUUGGAGCCGCUGAGCAGGGAGAGGGCCCACAAGCUGGAGGCCAUCUCCCGCCUCUGCGAGGAUAAGUACAAGGACCUGAGAAGACCCACGAGGAAGCGGUCAGCAAGUGCUGACAAUCUGACUCUGCCCCGGUGGUCCCCGGCCAUCAUCUCCUAACUGUGGGCGUCCCUGCCGGAGGCCGUGCCAUCCCUGUUUCUCCUUUAGUUCGAGAAAAGACAGACGUGGGGUGGUUUUGUUUUUGUUUCCCCUCUCCUUUUCUUUUUAAUUCAUAGCUCUGCCAGGCUGCCUUGAUGAGCGCCUCCAGGCUGCGCGCACGCGCAGCGGGGCUCCGAGGACGCGGAGUCGGUGCCAUGGAAUCCCGUCCACGCCUUCCCAGCCCCGGGUCAGCGCUUCCUUCGUGGAGGAAAAAGACUCUAACCCUGGAGGAGGCAGGGAAGGGACGGGAAGUCACAUAGAGGCAGGGAGAUCGGCUUGGCCUGCUCCCUAUGUCCCCGUCGGUCAGUAGCCGAACCACCCUGAUAGGAGAGCCCGGCCUAGGUGACAAAGUUGGAUGCGCAUUAAAGGCGCGCGCCGUGUUCACCACCCCACCCGGAUCAGUAUGUCCCGUUAAGACUUCUUGCAUUCCUUCUUGCUGCUUCUCGGGGAUCUGGGGGGGAUUUUUGUUUGUUUUAUUGUUUUGGUUUUGGUCCCACAGAGCAGAGAAUAUAGUUUGUACCCACCAUGGCACAGACAUCCAAAUAAAUAGCACUGGCUGUUUCUCUGCACCACUCCUGCGAGCUGUCUUCUGAGCUUUCUUGCUCUCCAGGGGGGCACUUGUCCCGUGUCUGCGCACCUUUAUCCUAGCCGGUUUUCUCCACAGUGGCGGAUCAGCUUGACUGUAGUGCUGAACCAGACGACUCCCUUCCCCCAGCUCCUCCCCCACGAACAUUCUAGAUCACAUGGGUGCUUGUGCCUUCUGAUCCUGCGGUGGUCUGUCUCUCUGCCUGCCCCAAGGGGCAGCCCCUUCCUCGCCCUGCCCACCCCACUCCUCUACUUCCACGUCCAUUGUGCAAGCAAUAUUCCUCUCAACUUUUAUAUGUUUACUUCAAAUCAAAGUUAGUCUAUUUGUAUAAAAAUUUUUUAAAAAUCUAAAAUUAAAAAAAAAAGGGGUGGGGGUGGGUAUUCACAUGGAAGAUCACUGAAGGGCAAAAUGUUCCUAUUUACUGAGGUAUUUUUCACAGAAUGAUUGAAUAAAAAACUCAACUUGCAUUUUCAUUGUGGGUGCUUAGUGAAGUUAUAUGAAACUAAAACUGUGAAGGUUUAUAUGUCAUUAAUUAUGACUGUCCUUUUUCAUUUCUGACUGUUCUUCAUUUCCUUAUGGGCUAGAUGGAAAGCUCUUAUAGCAAGGAAAAUUAAAGGGUUAAUGACAGAACCUCACAGUUAAGUCUAAGAAUCUGGGUUAGUGAAGUAUACAGUGCUUUGGGGGUUGCACAUUUUCUCGGGUCACAAUGACAGAGGUUUCUAAGUUUUUCCUUCAUCAGGUCUUUGAGGCAAAUGGCAGUAGAUAAAUCAUGUGUUUUACCACCCUCCUGUGUGAGCUUGGAAAACUCUGGAAUCUUUUGUUAUUUGUCUUAUGCCCUGAACUCAUACACCUGCUCCCCAGACAUGCCUGCCCCUGAGGAGACAUGCUUUGUUAGUGGGAGGGACUCAGAAACAGCCAAGCAGCCCAAGAACACGAAGCCCAGUGCUCAUCAGACGGCCCUGAAGUUCGUAGCAUGUGUAAACCCAGCUGUGUGGGCCAAAAAUACUGUCAGAUUCUUUCUGGCUUAAACUUUCAAAAGCAAACAAGCGGAAUAUGAAAAGUUAAUUACCUUUCCAUUGUAACUGUAUCAGUAUAUUCCAUAUGGGUUCCAAAAUCAGCUGCUCUCUUCAAGUAAGAUUUGGAUUUAGAACAUGAAAUAGAGACCCCCCCAAAAAAUGUAGAAAAUACCAUUUUAUAUUCCCUAAACUAUAUAGCUUAAAAAGGGACAUAUUUUCUUAGCUGACUAUGAAUACCUCUCAAAUAAAUUAGUUCCUCCCAUGUAUCUUACUUUACCGAUCCAUUUCAGGAAAGAGGUUUUGCUGCCUUUCAAGCAGACAUCUUAUUUUUAUCCCUUUUAUUUGAAUGAGAGAUUUGAAAAUUGAAUUAUGUAAAUAUUUCAAUGCAUCUGCUAUUAUUUUGUGGAGUUUAUUAAACUACUUUAAAAAAUUGUAUAGUCUAUUUAUUGUAUGUAUGUACAUACAGUCUGCUAACUAAAAGUUUAAAGUGGAUUCCGUAAAACCUGACUCAGUCUUGUUUAGACUAUUGAAUAUUGUUUUAGCCUUGUGCACUGGAUUCUACCUCUGUAUAGGAAAAUUUUCCAUAUUCCUGAGCAUUGAUCUGUAUUAAUUGGUUAUGUUUCUUGCACUAAGGAUUUUUAAAACUCUGCUGUAAGUGUAGAUUUCAAUUUUACUUUUGCAGAAUGGAUCCCUUGACAUGAAGGUAAUUUAGGUUGAGUUUAUUUUUCUACAUGAUGAAGACUUAAACAUUACGUUCUCUGGUUUGUUCUAAGUUUGCAAAAAAAAAAAAAAGGCCCGACAACACCCAGUACAGUACCUAUUGAUAAAUCAUCGUGAUGUAAUUUGUUUGCAAGGUGGUUCAUGCCCUACAAUUAAAGCCGGAUUGCUAUUUA